Messenger RNA from Didymodactylos carnosus, 2444 nucleotides. The record is from the annotation of a GenBank genome assembly. NCBI's taxonomy places the organism in Eukaryota, Metazoa, Rotifera, Eurotatoria, Philodinida, Philodinidae.
AAACAUCUCUGAAAAAUCAAAAUUUAAUGCUAAAAAUCUGCGAUUUGCGGAGAUUGAUAGAUAAUUCAAGUUUGCAUCGAGCUGUUAAAUCAGAAAAAUUGUUUAGUUGACGGAAGUGGCUGAAUUUCAAGACAAAUUGGGAAAAAUAUUUUCCGAAAAACUUUUCUAAACCCUGGAAAAUCCGAAGUUUUUGGCGUUUUUCUCCUUUUCUAUGCACUGUGGAACCUUCAUUUAUACAUAUUCAGAUGUAGAACGAAAGUCUGCGUCGAAUAGUGUAUAAUUCCACGGGUUUUAAAAGCAAAAUUUUCAGGUUUUUCCAAGGUGAUGUGGACGUUUUUGACAAGAGGCUCCCGAGUGUUUUCCAUGAUGUCCCGGAAAAUUCGACGACGAUUCAUGGUAGUACUCUGGGCCUACUUCACGAAACCGUAGAGAACCCCUCAAACGAACCAUCUUCGGUUGCAAAAACCUCUUUGCAAAAUGGCCGAUAACGUUUUGUCUAUGCCUAAAGAAUAAACUAUUUCUGGAGAACGCUUAUCUCACACAAGUUCAAAUUUUUAUCAUAGAUAGUACUCAUAGCAAGACAGCUUUGGUAAAAGUUUAAGCUCAUUAGCAUUUGAUUUGACGGAAUUAUAGCAUAAGCAAAGUUUUCGACUGGAAAAUCGCUUUUUUUCCGUAUUUUACUACUUUUUUUGUAAGCGCUCUAGCGGCAAGGGAAAGCAUUCUGGAAAAAAAUGUUCAGGGCAUAUUUCUCCAUCUGCUCUGAUAACUUGAGAAAAAUCUGUAACAGUUCAUUGAGCAGGCUAUGCUGGAAAAGUGUGUUUCUAUCGUGCACUGCCUCUUAAGCUUUAUUUAUUAUAGAAGUUCAUAGCAAGAAUCUGAAUCCGAGGCAAUUUCUUGGUGUAUACGUUGGUCUGUCUAGACCUUUCAGGAACGAAAAGAUUUUACGCCAGACCAAAGGUGUGCAGUUAUGUCCAUGGUCCAUGAAUAAAAAAGAUAAGAUUUCUCCAGGUACAUGGAUGGACUACGGACAGAGUAAAAAGCUUUUACCCUCUCUUCCUGCAUCCUUCGAGCAAGCACCAAUAAGAAAAACAAAACUAUUCAAUAUACAACAGAAAAAAGAAGUUCUUCUCUAUUCUAACUAAGGAGAUAAGAAACUCUCUCGGGAACGCCUCGUAUUUUGCCAUUCAAAAUCUUUUGAAUGGACAAUGGACAGAAUUUUUUUUUUGUCCAUGGACAUGGACGAACAUAGGCAAGACAAAUCUGUCCAUGCACACGUCUGCUUCAGACAUUGGCGGAACUAAAUAUUGGCAAAUGUUGCAUUCUUACCACGUUUGCGAUUUUUUAUACUUCAAGCUUCGUGGUAUCAUACAUUAGUUUCGAAGUAUAAAACAAAGAGGCGUCCGAUUCAAGGUAAUGUUGAAAUCAAUGCAAGAAAACAACAACAUUCACAAGUCAAUUCUGGUCGUCCAAUUAAGAAGCAAGAUUUAUCACUGAUUGAGAGAGGUCCUGAAAAGAGAACAGGCGAAACAGAAGAAAACACGGAUACUUUAGUAUCAGACAUGAAAAACGAACUAGUGAAAAUUGAUUAUGAUGUAAAUAAAUGUUACCAAAAGUGGAUGCAAACUAUACAGUGUCGUAGAAUGUUUGUUAGAAAUCAUCCAUUGAAUGAAGUUUUAAGUGAAUUUCCUGGUUAUUGUAUUUCGAAAUUGAUUUUUGGUGAAGUCGAAUUAGUCACUGGUCAAGAUGUUCUUUCAAAUGUGUCAAAUAUUCUUCCCGCAUUGUUUGAAAACUUCGAUACUCCUACUUUUAUUACAGAUCCAAUUUCAGUUCGAUUUAUUAAAACUGUUGCAAAACGUUUCAGUGAAAGUUCACAAUAUAUUAUCUGUACUGAUAGCAAAGUCGUCUUUUUUGUUAUGCUUAUUUCGAAACCUUCAAGUCCAUAUCCAUGUCUAAUUAUUAAUGAACAAUCGAUUGAUGUAUAUGUUAACUGGCUUGUUAUUUCUUCAACUUCAUCGCUGGAUGAAGCUAUUGCAUUAUUGAUCUCAAUGUACAAUAUUUCUGAAAUUAAAUUUGAUCCACGAUCGAGAACUGUUCGUCUAUUGUAUAUUACACUUUUAAAUGAACGUAAAUAUAUUAGUAACUCUAUUCGUUCAUUAUUAAAUGAAUUAAAUUAUGAUUCUACACGAGAAAAAAUGAAAUCAACCACAACAUCAUCUGCCGUCUUAGCAUCAUCUACGAAAAAUGUUAGUUCAUCGACUGCUCAGUUUACCGUACCAAAAGAUGAUUUAACAGAAAUUAAUAACUUUCAAACUAAAAGUGAAUUAGUUCCAACAACAUCAAAACCGUCUCUUUCCAAUGAUUUGCAUUUACAAGAAUUAAAUUCUUCUUCGUCCUCAGCCACUUCACUCUCAACUCAACUAUCAACUCAAGAUACCAUUCCAUGA